This is a messenger RNA of Fopius arisanus, 2314 nucleotides long. RefSeq names its product protein msta, isoform A-like. The transcript has 8 exons. The record is from RefSeq and is a predicted model, not a curated record. The coding region runs from base 91 to 1665 and encodes 524 amino acids. Lineage: Eukaryota; Metazoa; Arthropoda; Insecta; Hymenoptera; Braconidae.
UGAACGCUCGAAUACAACAGUAUCUCUGCUCGAAUCGAAACGAGUGUGUUGAAUUUUUUCAAUUAAACUCUCGGAAAAUUUACGUUAAUAAUGUAUGGAGAUGACAUUUGCGCUGUGUGUAAGCAAUCGGCACAGCAGAAGUGUAGUGCUUGCAAGCUCGUUUUUUAUUGCAGUCGUGAGCACCAGAGGUGUCACUGGAAAGAACAUGCAAAAAAUUGCCGGUCCUUCAAACUGCAGACAAAUGAGAUCCUGGGGAGGCAUUACAUCGCGACGAAGAGGAUCGAACAGGGAGAGGUUUUCCUGAGGGAGAGGAAACCUCUGGUGGCUGGACCUCCGGUGGAUACUCCUCCGGUUUGCCUCGGGUGUUAUGGAGUUCUUCAUGCUGAUACAGCUGAACCUUGUCACAAGUGCGGAUGGCCAUUGUGCAGGGAAUGCAAAGGACAUGGCCCUGAAUGCCAGUUCACCACUCAAUAUCGAGAUUCAAAGGUGUCAAUCACUGAAUUUGGAUGUCCUCAUCCGACGUACAGGUGCAUAAAUAUUCUUCGUGCUCUAGCCUUGAGGGAUGCUGAUCCGAAAACCUAUAAAAUAAUUCUCGAUCUCCAGGGUGAUUGUCCCAUCGACGAUUACGAUCGAGGAGAACAGCACAAAUCAUUGGCGAAUUUCGUUAAACGAUUUUUCAAGAUUGAUCAUAUACCACUGGAGGAGAUAAUUAAAAUCGCGGGUGUCCUCCAGAUCAAUGGCCAGGAAGUCCCCACGACUGAACCCCCGCAUAUCGCAGUUUACGAUUUAACUUCGUACCUCGAACACAGUUGUCACGCAAAUAGUUCCAAGAGCUUCACGGAAAAGGACGGACUAAUAAUUAGAGCAGCGAUAGCAAUAAAUAAAGGAGAUCACAUCAGCAUGUGCUACACUGAUCCACUGUGGGGAGUCACUAACAGACGUCAUUAUCUAUUACAAACUAAAUUUUUCCAUUGCCAAUGCGCUCGGUGCUCUGAUCCAACCGAAUUCGGAACCAUGUUCAAUGGAUUGAAAUGCAGCAAAAAUAAUUGCUGCGGCACAAUGUUGCCACCGACUUUCUUAGUAAAAUCCACCGAAAAAUAUCCAGACUACACCUGUAGCAUCUGCGAGGAGGUGAUUCCCUGGGAAGCGGUGGACGUUAAGCUCGAGAAGAUCGGGAUAGAAUUAUCCUCGAUGACGAAAAACAAUGUCGACGAGUGCAGGAGAUUUCUGAGUAAAUAUUCCAGAAUUCUGCAUGAGAAUCAUUUCUACAUGGUUGACGUCAAACUGGCGAUGUCCCAGAUGAUUGGACAACAGUCCGGAGGAUUACCAGCCGUCAGCGACGAAAUGCUCAACGAGAAAAUAUCUCUUUGCAAAAAACUCGACCAGCUCUUUAAAAUCCUCAUGCCAGCUGAAGUUAGACUUCGAGGAUUAGUUCUCUUUGAAAUUCAUGCAGCCAUGGCUGAAUUUGGAAGACGUCAAGGACCUGAUCAACUCCGCGGAAUGCUCAUGCUCUCGCGAACUGCAUUGAAAGAUGCUUAUGAAUUACUUAGACUCGAGCCAGAGAUUCUGCCAGAGGGAAAAAUCGCUCGGAUCGCUGACAAAAAUCUCAUGGAGAUGGAAGCAAUCAUCAAAACUCUCUGCGCAAAGGCUAAUGCUCUAAUAUAAAGGGAAACCCCUGCCUUUGGAUUCCUAUCGCUUUGGGAAUUUUCCGGGAACAUUUGAUGAUGGGAAAAUGCACUACAGAAAUUAAUAGAAAAAUUUUGUCCGCCUUUGAGGAAUUGAAUUUACGUAUUCACCUCGUGGAAGAUAAACUCCUCAAAGCUACCGGAAACAUUGAAGAUAAAAAAAUAUCCUAUUGCAUUAAAUAAACAACAGAAAAUAUUUAUAAUUCUCAUUUAUUUUAAUGCAAUUUACACCGAAAUAUUACUACAAAUUUGAACAUUAGGAGAGAUGAACUCAUCGCGUCCAUCCGAAUUCGAGAUCUUUCAUAAAAUAAAAGACGAUACUCUUAUUAUGCAAUGAAAUGCAAUGAGCGUAUGUUCUAUUGAAUAAUGAGAAAUGAAAAAACAGGUGGAAAAAAUUGGAACGAAUGAAUUACCGUGAAAAAAAUGAACAAAAAAAUAUAAAUGUGGAAUAUUUGGGAUCAGAUAAGGAUAAUAUUCGCAAUAUUAAAUCCACAAAAAUGAUCAAUUUCAAUCAGAUCGAUUGAAAAUCAAUGGCUAUGAUGAAUCGGUCGUUGCAGUGUAAUAAUCCAUGAAUAUCAGACUCCAUGAACUGUAAUUAUCGAUAAUAAAAUAUCAAUUUCAAUAACUAA